This is a messenger RNA of Petromyzon marinus (sea lamprey), 4453 nucleotides long. RefSeq names its product beta-1-syntrophin-like. The record is from RefSeq and is a predicted model, not a curated record. Lineage: Eukaryota; Metazoa; Chordata; Hyperoartia; Petromyzontiformes; Petromyzontidae. Gene Ontology annotation, cellular component: synapse; dystrophin-associated glycoprotein complex; intracellular anatomical structure. Gene Ontology annotation, molecular function: structural molecule activity; protein binding.
CGGCGGGGGGGGGGGGAGAGAACGCGAAUGAAAGAAUGUGCACACGCACGCACGCGGAGCGCACCAAACACGCGCGGUCACAUGACGGUGGCGCGCCGAUGGGAGACGCCCGUGGUUAGGAAGUCUGCGCAGCGAGGGGUCGUGCGCUCCACGGAGCAGCAGCAGCAGCGGCAGCAGCAGCAGCGUGCUGGCCAGACUCGGAUAAGGAGGCAGCUCACAAGCAGGAGGGCACGGCAGGGCAAGGGCAGCGGUCUCUCUCUCCGUCAUGGCGACUUGCGGUGUCGGCGUGGCGCCGAGGAGCGAGUUGCUGGAGGUGCUCGGGCGCGGAGGGCGCUGGGGCCGCGUGCGCGUGACGCUCUCCCGGGACGCGCUCACGCUCUCGGGCCCCGACGAAGCGACGGCCCUCGUCAACGGCACCGCCAACGGGGGAGGCGGCACGCCGCCGGUCCCCUCGCCGACGCCGCUUUCGGGGGGGUUGUCCAACGGGAUUCGGAGCCCCAACCUGAGCCCCAGCCUUAGCCCGAGCCCAGGAGCGGUCGCGUUGGGCUGCGUCGGCGAGCCGCCCACGGAGCAGAAGCGCCUCGUGCGCGUGGUGAAGCGAGAGUCGGGCGGCUUGGGGAUCAGCAUCAAGGGCGGUCGCGAGAACAAAAUGCCCGUGGUCAUCUCGAAGAUCUUCCCGGGUCUCGCGGCCGAGCAGACGGGAGCUCUGCACGUGGGGGACGCGAUCCUGGCGGUGAACGGAGCGGACCUGAGGGAGGCGACUCAUGAUCGCGCGGUGCAGGCGCUCAAGACGGCCGGCAGAGACGUGCUGCUGGAAGUCCAGUACAUGCGCGAGUUCUCCGCCUUCUUCCACAAGGCGUCGCCGCUCUCCGACGUGGACUGGGCCGACGGCGAUGUGCCGUCGCCGCCUCGGCAAGCGCGCGUCGACCUCCGCCCCGGAACGACGCCGGGAACGCCGCCGGGCUCGCCGGGCUCGCUUGGGGGCCAGCGCCACAACGGCGGCGAGCGGCGCGUCAUCGCGCUGCGCAUGUGCUACAUUGCGCGCAACCUCAGCAUGUCCGACCUGGAGAACAGGCUGAUUGAGGUUCACUCUCCGGACGUGUCGCGCUGCCUGGUGCUCCGCGCGAGGGACGCGGCGUCGGCGAGCUCCUGGUUCUCGGCGCUGCGGGCCGCCACGGCGGCGCUGGUGCCGGCGGCCGUGGCCGAGGCAAACGAGGGGCCCCUGCAGCACGGCGGGCUGCUGCACUCGCGAGCGCUCGCCAACCUGGGCUGGCUCGCCGAGCAGAUCACGGGGGAGACGGGGCGGCUGACGUGGCGUCCGACGCUGGUGGCGCUGACGGACACGGACAUGCUCCUGUACCACGCGCUGCCCACGGCGCGCGAGGGCUGGCAGGCGCCCUACCGCACUUACCCGCUGCUCGCCACGCGGCUGGUGCAGGGUGGCAUUCCCCGCGACGCUCCAACGCAGCCCGGCGCCGAGCUGUGCCUGGUGCUGCGCUCGGGGACCCCGCACGGCGUGGUCACGCACGUCCUGCGCGUCGAGACGCAGCGCGACCUCGCGCACUGGGGCCGCCUCUUCGUCGACGGCUGCCACGGCGCCGCCGCGCUCAUGCGCGAGGCCACCGUCGCGUGCGUGUGGAAGGGCACCGAGUGCCGACUCACGGUGCACUACGAGAGCGGCUUCACCCUGGCCAUGGACCCGGGCCCCGGGGCGGCCCCGGGGGCCACGCCGGCCGUGCUGCUCAGCUACCCGUUCGACCGCCUGCGCCGCUCCACGGACGACGGCGUCUCCACGCUGUGCCUCGACUUCGGCGGCCACGAGGGGGAGGUGCGCAUAGACCUCAAGGCCUGCCCCAAGCCCCUGGUGUUCAUCCUCUACUCAUUCCUCUCGGCCAAGGUGGCCCGCAUGGGCCUACAAGAGGCGUGACAUCGCCCGCGGUGCCGCCCCGUGGGCAGCCCACGGGACAAGACCCGCACCUGGCAGCUGACUUUGACCGGUGCUGGUUUCUUUUUUAACCCGCGCCUGGCCUGUCCACCACGCUUGGUACAGGGUCGUAGCUCACGGUCGAUCCUGGAGCAGCAGACGGCACCCGUCUCCCUCGAGCGUCCGCCCUCGUCAAAGGCUAAAAAACGGCGGUGGGUGGGGGGGGGUUGGAGGAGGCGCAGGUUUGGAGCUCUUUGCGACGGAAUCCGCCGCUCCAUUCUGCAGUCGCCCCUAAUAAGUGAUGCAACUCAGUGGCCCUAAUGGUCGGUGCCGGACAGACAAGUGGAGCUCGGGUAAAAGGGAAAAUAAUUCCUCCUGGGUGAGCUGAGGGGAGGGGGGCAGGGGGGAGGAGAGGGCUUGGAGGCGAGUGAGUGCAGAGUUUUCGGCGGACGGUGCCCUCCUCCGCGCCUCCAUGCAGCGGGGGUUCAUUUCGUCAGCGCCUUCGUAUUUUGGCGACAAGCUGUGGAAUUCGAGGCACGUUUCGAAUUUGUGGAUUUAAUUUAGGCACGAAAAUUUGUAUUUUUUAAAUGCUGACACAAUUCAGACACGGUGUACGCCGUUGACUUUAGUCGGUGUUUAACGCCGAAGCUCUAAAUCCACGGGCCAACGACUCGGCUAACGUUCCACAAGAUUGUCAUCGAUAUACGAAUAUGGAAGAGACUGAAAUGCGGACUAAAUGAACCACUGUGCCGCGGAGGAGGCUUCGGCCUGCACGGCCGGGGCCCUCCCGCCACGGGGCAGGACUCUCCGCACUCAUAGAGCCAUGGAACUCGCGGGAACUUGCCCUGCCGGAGGUUGUUCCUGGGUGCCGUCGGAUUCGGACGGCGCCAUUACCGCUGCGAUUGAUUGCCUUCUUCCCCCCAUCCCCGUGGCAACCCAUGUGGUGCCAAACUAAACACGAACUGCUUGCCGCCGAUGUUAGCUGUGGCCGGGAAUUGAACUCGCUAACCACUGCACCGCACUUCGCUCGCAUUGUUACAGUCAGCCCCAUACCUCCGACACCUCAGAUUAGAACGGUCGGCUACGUACGGUGCGAAAGAAGUUCAACAUACAUAUACAUACAUUUGUUUCUGGAUAAUUGUUGGCAAAUAAAAUUCCCAAGUUGGGGGGGAGUAACUUGGCCCAUUAUUAUCCGGUGGUGGUGAGGAGGCAAGACAAGGAAGGGCCCUUCCAGUUUGUGGAAAGUCUACGGCGGUCACCCUGUUGAUUCAACGUCCACGUACAGCCACUCCUAACCGCAUUAUAAAUCUACAUUGGAAACUCAUUGAUUUAGGCACAGCUUUUCGUGUUUUAGUUUGGUGUCCUUCCCCCGCGCCUCCGAUGAGCACGGUUGGCUACACACGGUGCGCAAGGAAGUUCAUCGUGCGUACGUACAAACCCCCCCCGAGGACUGCUUGCCACUUGUCUUUGGCACACGUACGUGUAUAUAGUGUUUUAAGAUUCAUUUCCUCGGCUUCAUUAUUAUGGUGACGACUUCUAGUACUUUUCUUUGGAUGCUGUCAUCAGGGGAUUUUGGGGGCCUUCGUUGACGGGGCCCAAAGGAUGGCGAACUCCAGAAAAAACCCAAGUCUGCUGAGCAACAGCGUUGAGCCGCCGUUGCAUUUCAAAGUAGGGAACGUUCAUUCGCUCAUUUGUCAAGUCGGGAGUUUCUCAAAUUCCAGUCGGAUCGCUUUUGCCAGGUUCAACCGGGUGUGCGCGUCACGAGCAGCGGCUUUGGUUUUCACUUCGAUGGAAAAGAUUGGCGAAAGUGGGAAAGGUUGGACCCCGAGAUAUUACUCAAGGACUGGCUUUUGUAAUCUGCGUCCACUCGGAAACUCCCGAGACCCUCCGGGGCCACCUGCAGGCUUUUUAAGGGAGAAUGUGUUGUGCUCUGCAUCUACAUCAGCCACACGAAAGAAAAAAGUGUAGAAUAGGGUCAGGCGGACAGCCUUAAUGUUGUCGUGUUGCCGCCGAAUCGUGGUUCACGGUGGCUUAGCCCUCGGGAGCGUCGCCGGAUCGCACUGCUCGGCGCACGAUGCCCCGACGUUUCGCCUGCCUGCGCGUUACCGGAGCCGAAUUUCGCUCUCGGUGGUCGCUGCAGGGACUUUCUCUCCCCCGAGUCGCCGAGGAAACUCCCUCAGCGUGCGGAACGAAACGUCCGGACAUUGGCGGUUGAGCGACACGCGGAAACGACCCGAAAAGGCAUUGGGGAGAGAGCCGUUUCGGCGCAAGCGGGAAUAUCCACGCGGUGGCCUUCCACGGUGGGUGACGCUGCGUUGAUUCUGCAGUGCGUAUUGUGCCGACGAGUGUGGGAACUUUGUGCUGCAGCGGUGUCCAAAGAACAACUGCCUCUUUUUUUGGGGGGGGGGGAAAGGGGGGCUACAUGGAGGCCGGCGGGGGGAGAAGGUUUAAAAAUUGCUAAAUAAAUGGUGCAAGCAGGAAACUAACAGCAGCCACCACGUUAAAUAACAAGCAGCACCCCCCCCCCCC